Molecule: messenger RNA, 318 nt
Organism: Histoplasma mississippiense
Lineage: Eukaryota; Fungi; Ascomycota; Eurotiomycetes; Onygenales; Ajellomycetaceae
Exons: 1
Coding region: 1-318 (105 amino acids)
Source: RefSeq, a predicted model, not a curated record
AUGGCCCAUGUCGCGUCCGAAAACCAAAUGGGGACCAGCCAUGGGUUGUUGUCGUUGUCCCGACAGGGCGGAAACCACUUACAACGCAUUUCACAACGCAGAAACGGUGGAUGUAUUGAAGCCAUGGUGACGAUUUUAAAUUACCGAAAAAAGCCUGAGGUACCAGCUCGUACAGCACUGAUACUCGUUGAGGAUGGAUGCUACCCGGCUAUCCUGGCUCUAUAUGGCUUCCUUGGACUCUCAUUUCCGCCAAUACAGGGCCUGACAUACGGACAUAGCCUGACCUUCCUUAGAGGCUCCCCGCACGAAGCUAUAUAG